CCCGAGCAGCCCCUGCCAGCACUGGGGAAUCCCUCCUCCAGCCCCCGGCGGUGCCCCGGGCGCCCGCGGAGCAAGCUGCAGGAAUGGAUCAGUCCAUCUGAAGAGGACUCUAUCCAAACAUUUGCAGUCUCCAAGCGCAUUCUCCUGAAGACUGGCAUUACAACUGCACCCUUUUUACAAUGGCUGAGAAGGCUCCACCAGGGAUCAACAAAAAGUCUUCAAGGUCGACCCUUUCCCUUCCUCCAGAACCAGUGGAGAUCAUUAGGAGCAAAGCUUGCUCGCGGAGAGUUAAAAUAAAUGUAGGUGGGAUCAACCAUGAAGUGCUGUGGAGGACUUUGGACAGACUUCCGAGGACACGAUUAGGAAAGCUCAGAGACUGCAAUACUCAUGAAUCUCUGCUGGAAGUAUGUGAUGACUAUAAUCUAAAUGAAAAUGAGUAUUUUUUUGAUCGACACCCAGGGGCUUUCACUUCCAUUUUGAAUUUCUACAGGACAGGGAAACUACAUAUGAUGGAAGAAAUGUGUGCUCUUUCUUUUGGCCAGGAGCUUGAUUACUGGGGGAUUGAUGAGAUAUAUUUAGAGUCUUGCUGCCAGGCAAGAUACCAUCAAAAGAAAGAACAGAUGAAUGAGGAGCUGAGGAGAGAGGCAGAGACAAUGCGAGAGAGAGAAGGGGAAGAGUUUGACAAUACCUGCUGCCCAGAGAAGAGGAAGAAGCUCUGGGACUUGCUGGAGAAGCCCAACUCAUCUGUGGCAGCAAAGCUCAUAUUUUAUGUGCUUUCCAGUGUAUUUGAAGACCAAGGUUGA
Molecule: messenger RNA, 803 nt
Organism: Lagopus leucura (white-tailed ptarmigan)
Lineage: Eukaryota; Metazoa; Chordata; Aves; Galliformes; Phasianidae
Gene: KCNB2
Product: potassium voltage-gated channel subfamily B member 2
Exons: 3
Coding region: 180-803 (207 amino acids)
Biological process (GO): protein homooligomerization; potassium ion transmembrane transport
Cellular component (GO): voltage-gated potassium channel complex
Molecular function (GO): delayed rectifier potassium channel activity; protein binding
Source: RefSeq, a predicted model, not a curated record